Messenger RNA from Balaenoptera acutorostrata (minke whale), 6602 nucleotides. It is a transcript of the gene ZBTB34, whose product is annotated as zinc finger and BTB domain containing 34. Gene Ontology annotation, biological process: regulation of transcription by RNA polymerase II. Gene Ontology annotation, molecular function: DNA-binding transcription factor activity, RNA polymerase II-specific; RNA polymerase II cis-regulatory region sequence-specific DNA binding; protein binding. Lineage: Eukaryota; Metazoa; Chordata; Mammalia; Artiodactyla; Balaenopteridae. The transcript has 2 exons. The record is from RefSeq and is a predicted model, not a curated record. Bases 103 to 1617 code for a protein of 504 amino acids.
CAGCCGGAGCGGCGGGGACGGGCCUGGCGCCGGCGGCGGCGGAGGGGGCGCCGCGGGCGGGCGAUGUGAGCGAGGCGCUCUCCGCAGGUGAGAUUACGCUUCAUGUCAGUAGAAAUGGACAGCAGCAGUUUUAUUCAGUUUGAUGUGCCCGAGUACAGCAGCACCGUUCUGAGCCAGCUAAACGAACUCCGCCUGCAAGGGAAACUAUGUGACAUCAUUGUCCACAUUCAGGGUCAGCCGUUCCGAGCCCACAAAGCAGUCCUUGCGGCCAGCUCCCCCUAUUUCCGGGACCAUUCAGCAUUAAGUACCAUGAGUGGCUUGUCAAUAUCAGUGAUUAAAAAUCCCAAUGUGUUUGAACAGUUGCUUUCAUUUUGUUACACUGGAAGAAUGUCCUUGCAGCUGAAGGAUGUUGUCAGUUUUCUGACUGCAGCUAGCUUUCUUCAGAUGCAGUGUGUCAUUGACAAGUGCACGCAGAUCCUAGAGAGCAUCCAUUCAAAAAUCAGUGUUGGAGAUGUGGACUCUGUGACCGUCGGUGCGGAAGAGACUCCAGAGAGUCGUAAUGGAGUUAAAGACAGCAGCUACUUUGCCAACCCGGUGGAGAUCUCCCCUCCAUACUGCUCUCAGGUACGGCAGCCUACCACAAGCAGUGAUCUUCGGAUGGAGACGACACCCAGCAAAGCUUUGCGCAGCCGUUUACAGGAGGAAGGGCACUCGGACCGAGGGAGCAGUGGGAGCGUCUCUGAGUACGAGAUUCAGAUCGAGGGGGACCAUGAGCAAGGGGACCUGCUGGGGAGGGAGAGCCAGAUCACUGAGGUGAAAGUGAAGAUGGAAAAGUCUGACCGUCCCAGCUGUUCCGACAGCUCCUCCCUGGGAGACGAUGGGUACCACACCGAGAUGGUUGAUGGGGAACAAGUUGUGGCCGUGAAUGUGGGCUCCUAUGGUUCUGUGCUCCAGCACGCCUACUCUUACUCCCAGGCAGCUUCACAGCCAGCCGGUGUAUCUGAAGCUUUUGGAAGUGUGAGUAAUUCCAGCCCAUCCAGAUCCAUGCUGAGCUGUUUUCGAGGAGGUCGUGCCCGCCAGAAGCGGGCUCUGUCUGUCCAUCUGCACAGUGAUCUGCAGGGCUUGGUGCAGGGUUCUGACAGUGAAGCUAUGAUGAAUAACCCCGGGUUUGAGAGCAGCCCCCGGGAGAGGAGUGCAAGAGGUCACUGGUACCCAUACAAUGAGAGGUUGAUCUGUAUUUACUGUGGAAAGUCCUUCAACCAGAAGGGAAGCCUUGACAGGCACAUGCGACUCCAUAUGGGAAUCACCCCCUUUGUGUGCAAGUUCUGCGGGAAGAAGUACACGCGGAAGGACCAGCUGGAGUACCACAUCCGAGGCCAUACCGACGAUAAACCAUUCCGCUGUGAGAUCUGCGGGAAGUGCUUUCCAUUCCAAGGUACCCUCAACCAGCACCUGCGGAAAAACCACCCUGGCAUAGCUGAGGUCAGGAGUCGCAUCGAGUCCCCUGAGAGAACAGAUGUGUAUGUGGAACAGAAACUAGAAAACGAUGCGUCGGCCUCAGAGAUGGCCCUAGAUUCCCGGAUGGAAAUUCACACGGUGUCUGAUGCUCCUGAUUAAGAUGGUAAAGAAGUGCACCCACACAAAGCACAUUAAUCAAUGCCUAUUUGUGAUUUGCUUUGUUGUAAUCUUUGGUUUUCCCAACCAUCUGGAAAUCUCUUGGUCUCUUGGCAGUUUUUCUAAGGUUUCUGGAAGGAACACUUCAUUGUGUUUAUCCUCUCCCCCACCCUCCCUCCCUCAAGGAGCUCAAAGCAUGAAGGGCAGCGUAUCCAGGGAAAACACAGGCUGACAGUAUUCCUCUUUGGCUGAACUCUUCAUCCAAAAUCUGCCAGUGAUUUAGCUAUGCCAACUGGUUGACCCUGCAUUCUCUGCCAAGAGGCAUACUCUCUCAUUGUGUGCACUGGCACCAGUGCAUUUCCGUGGAGGGAGGCUGGGAUGCCGUCAGCUGAUACAAAUGGGUAACCUUUUCUAAUUUAAAAUUACUUUUAGGGGGUAGUUAGACAAUUUUUAUAUAUAUAUAUAUAAUAAAGCAAUUAUUAUAUAUAUAGUAUAUAUACAUUCUCAAAUUUGAUUUUAUUCUGGUUGAGGUGAAUGUAAGAGGAAUAUAUAAUUUAAUACAAUGUGAACAGGGAUUUUGACUCUGUCUCGCCCCUACCUAAUAUGUUAGGGUUUUGCCCCUUUAUUUCCCUUAUAAAAGAAUGUUAAUAGGUUUUCAAAUAUAUUAAUCAUUGUGUCCAAAAGCAAGCAAAGCAAAUCACAGUGUUCAUAGCUCUGCUUCACAACAAAUACAUAAACCAAAUGCCAUAAAAUGUAUUCAACUCUAGUUGGAAACCAUUUGGAAUUUUUGUUAGUUGUCCAGUAGGUAAGCUGGAUGACCCGUGGUGCUGACCUUUUUACAUACAGUAGUGUUAUAUUAGUCAACCCCAAAGGAGCAGUGGUUUUCAAUGUUUUUACUGGCCUAUGAAUCUACCUUCAUUCCGUACUGUAGAAACAUACAUACCAGGUAACUAAAUCGAAUCACUCUCUACCGUGAGUUAGUACUCGCACUAAAGGAAAGGGAUUUGUAGUUCUGUCUACAAAAUUCUCCAAGCAGUGUUGUGGUUUUUUUUCUUCUUUCUCUUUUCAAACAGCCAGUUCAGGUGCACAGCAACUUUUUCUACAUGCAGUUCCCAGGGAAACUGCAGAACUUGGAAUUUGUACUUUUUGUAAAGAUAUACUCUAUGGGAAUUGCAAGCAAUAUAUCUAUCUUAGUAUUGUGUGAGCUGAUGAGAGCCUCCGUGGCUCCCCCGCUCUCUCAGUGUUUCCUGCUUGAAGAAACCAACAGUUAAAAAGCCCUCUAAGAUACUCUGUGUGUCACCAAAUCUCUGCGUGUCACCAUUUUUUGGUCAUGUGGUGCUAUUUUUAUGUUAUGUACCUUUUAGGUCAGUAUAGUUGUAGAAAAUGUGAAAUCUAAUGGUAAAAGUGAAUUAUAAUUUUUUUCCUCUCUUGAGUUUAUAGCUUGAAAAAAGACCUCAAAAGCAUGUGCUGGCAAACACAUUACUGUAUAAAAACAUACCCGAGUCCUAUUUGGAUAAUGUUUUAUUAGUACUUGAGGAAGUGUCUUCAGUUUUAUAUUUUGUUCACCCGUGUGCUUCUAGUAUACAAAACGGGCUUUAUGAGAUUGCCCUGGUACUGUAUACUCCGACAGAGAGUAAUGUUGUAAGCAGUUUGGUGGUGAGUUUGUGCUGCAGGCUGUCGGUAAGAUGUCAGCACUCCAGGCUCUCUGCUUGAGAACCUUGGCCCUGAAACUCCCAACUAGUGUGUCUCCACGGGAGAAGAGCACAAACCACCUAAGAGAAAAACAAAAGCGAAAUUCAGACCAACCUCAGAGGCUAGGAGUUAAAGGAAUACAAAAGUAGAUGUUUGCUGGUUUUCCAUGCUUUUUUGGCUCUUAAAAUACCAAGAAUGGAGUUGGGGUGGGGGGUGUUUGGGGAUUUUUUUUUGUUUGUUUGUUUUUUUUGGGGAAAAAAAUCAUUCAGGCCCUUGUGUGUGAUCGCCCCCGGGGGUGGUAGCUGUGCAGUAGCAUCUCUUCAGCACAGGGGAUCUGUUCACGCGUGAGCCGCUGCUCUCCACAUCAGUGUUACUACGUACAGACACACGCGAGUCCUGCCGCUCUAAGGAGCGACUUCUGCUAACCGGGUAUAUAGUAUGCCUUUUCCUGUCAGACUGCCUAAGUCAGGGGUCUCUUCUCUCCCUGAAGCACUUGCUCAACUCCUGUCAAAGCCGUGUGCCUCAAGGGGAGGCUGGACCCCAAGUGUUUACCCACUUAAAUAUGUUCUGGGGUUUCAGGUAAAUGUUUGUGAUUUCUUUUCCUUACAUGAAUAAGUUUGGUUUUGAUUUUUUUUUUUCCUUCAAAGAAUUAAAUGCAAAAAAUUUGUGUUGUGAUACAAAUUAAGUUUGUGACAAGAAACGCCCAAAUCGAGGACAUGAGAGGUCAGGCUCAGGGAAGGAGCCUCUUUUCACUCAGGCUUGGGGCCUUCUGAGAGGUCUCCAGAGCAUCCUGUGAUAAACGAGACAAGUGAGGAGGGGCGGCACUUGGGGCAAGCGCCUUGAAUGUCCUGGUUCUUGUCACCGUGUCCGUCUUAACCUUAUUUACAUGGAGUUCUUUGUAUUUGUAAAUUUGUUUAACUGGUUUGAGUUUACCAAAGAGUGACUUAUCCAAAAUUGUCUUUGACAAAAAUAUACAUUGCUUUGAUUGUACAGUUCAGGUUCAGACAUUGUAAUGGGACUGUUAAGGGGCAGAAAAUUGAUUGCGUUUCUCUCUAAUAAUCAUGAUUCCACAUUUUGCAAGUUCCACUUGCUCCCAUUCAUGUUGCUAACACUUUACCCUUUCCACUGCUAGCAGUGUUAAGAAUGAAUUCUCAAGCCAUAACCCAGUACUGUAAGGUCCCAGAGGGCUUCGAGGGAGGCCGCGCGCGGGCCAGCACAGAGCUGCGUGGCCUCUCUGAGCGCGCGCACUGCCGUGCUUCUCAGUGUGCAGGGCGAGUGAAAGAUUAACUCCGUUCACAUCGGGCAGCAGCAAUUAAUUGUGCCUUGUCACAUGAGGAUGUGCCAGGAGGAUUAACGUGACCACAGAACAGAAACGUUCUCUCCCCGAAGUUCACUUCACGUCUCUGCAGACGAAGUCCGCUGCGUAACUCCUUAGAGCGACUCUUUUUGGAAAGCAAAGUCCCUAUUUCUGUACAGUUUUAGGUUAGAUGUUUCAUUUAUAACAAAUGCAAAAAUCAAUUACGAUAAAAGUGAUAUGUGAAGAAAUCUUUUACAGUAAAAUAUAUCCUGAAUUCAUAUAGGUUUGUUCAUAAUUGAGUCUCUUCUUGAGCUACCUUUUCAAAUACGUAGACAAUGUGAAGACAGUGACAGCGUCCUUUUCUAUAGGUGUUUAACCUGUUAUUACAAACUGUGAAAACAAAGAAUUUUAUACUUUUACUAAUGUGUGUGGUUUUAAACAGUUAUUUUCAUUCUAAUCAGUUCUCUACCCUCUAAUUUCUACUAAAGCUGUAAAUACAUUUAGAAAUUAUAUUUGUAAAUACAGUAUAUGAAGUCAAGUUAAUUUUGGGGUCAGUGGAAAGCCUCCCAAUUGGCUCUGCCUUGGCAGUUUUGUUUUUUGUUUUUUGUUUUUUGUUUUUUGUUUGUUUUUUUUUUUUAAACAGCAGAAAGGAUACUGUCGGUUCACUGUUAAGCAGAAUAUACUGUAGAACUAAAUUGAUAACUUCUAAAUCUUCCAGAGCAUGAGUAGAUGUCUUUUCUAAUGAUAGCAGUUAUAACAAGUCUUUGUUUUUCCCUUAGCCCAGACCAUAGGCCUGCAUAUUUUUGUGUGUGGUUUUGUUUUUACUUUUGUUUUUACAGCCUAGACUCUAGGAAGAAUUUGCAGGAACACAAAACAAGGGCUGGGGGGGGCAUCAUCUACGUGAAUGAGCUUUACUUUAAAGAAAUCAAUGUAUUUUAUUUUAACAAUGUUUUCCAUUAGUGACUGUGAUUUUUUUGUUGUCGUCGUCGUUGUUAUUGUUAAAUUCUGUAAUGGUUUCCUGUGAAGCCUCCACUGAAAGGGACUCAAAUAUGCAACACCUAAACUAUUUUCCAAGGGCACAUGCCCCUUGAAUGGUGCUUCUAGACUGGUCAGGGUUAUUUAUUAAAUUUUAUAUAUGAAAGUAUUGGGGAAUUAUGUAAAUUCUUUAUAUGAAACUAUCUAGUUCAUAAAUCAUAGGUUUCAUAUUACUCAGUGCAACUGAACUGAAAGUUCAGAAGAGUCAUUCACAUUGUUCGAAAUUUGUAAUGGUUGUCACUCAUCACAUAUGUCUCUUCAGUAAGUGCCAGAGUGUUUCCACUGUUUCUGCCCAGUGCUUGACUUCUCGGCCCACAAGAGAACCUUUUCUCUCUGGUUCCCCUUGGGUCUGGCACAGACAGGGCUGGUGUAGUUCUCUAUCAAGUCCUGGAGUAAGCCUUGCAGCAGAUUCAGUAAACAGACCUCUUGCUGCCCCUCAGUGACAAGUAUGCUGUGAAUUCAACCUUUGGACUUGCUGCCCAAGCCUUUGGUUGCUGCCCUGAGUAUAGUAAGAGGUAAACUUACCUGGUUUCUUCGAGAAUGACCAUUUUCCUAAUGUGAAAACCAUCUCUCUCACCACUUUUAUUAGUAGGGCUAACAUUUUUUUCCGUUAUAAAUGGUUGAGCAAUUUGAAUGACUUAAUGCAGUGUCAUUAUCUUGCAAUAUAAACUGGUAACCUCACAACUCCACACUUCAUCACCAUAUGAAGUAAAUGAAGCUAGCUAAGCGGAUGCUGUAUCAACUAGUAACUUGCCAUUAAGGAUUAUUUUAUAGCAUGAAUUUAAGACUAUUUAUUCAAAUGAUAUUUUACUCUUGUAUUCAUUUUGUUUUAGAUUUGUGACAUGAAUACUUCAGUGCUGCUUAAUUUUGUUCUGAAUUCUUGUUUCUUGCUUGUAAAUGGCUUUUUUAUGGUAUAAAGUCAAUGGAAAUUGCUGUUUGUAAAUAAAAAUGCUGCUAGAGCAGA